Dalotia coriaria is the source of this 3457-nucleotide messenger RNA. RefSeq lists its product as uncharacterized. The transcript is spliced from 11 exons. Lineage: Eukaryota; Metazoa; Arthropoda; Insecta; Coleoptera; Staphylinidae. Gene Ontology annotation, biological process: proteolysis. Gene Ontology annotation, molecular function: serine-type endopeptidase activity. Bases 428 to 3442 code for a protein of 1004 amino acids. The record is from RefSeq and is a predicted model, not a curated record.
CGGUCUUGGCAUCUUGACAAGCUAACACACUUUUAACUUUCGCAAGAAUUCCCAGAAUAGCAUUUCAAGAUCCAUCAAUAACCAAAUACAUACAUACAACAUUGACCUGCGUUCGUCACAUAACGCCGACUUGGAAUCUCCAGCUUUACAACACGACCAGACAAGGAAAAACCCAAAAUCAAGUGGGGAAUACCAAAUCACGCGAAUGAAGCUUUGCCUCUGUAGAUAAGUUUGGAUAAAAAUUAACAGUGAGCAGUCGACCGCGGCGACCGACAGCUAUCAUAAUUAAAAUCGCCAAUUCAAAUUCAGCGCGCGUCAACGCCACCAGCGCCAAUAGCCGGUUGUAAACAACGACCCAACUUCCAACGUCGCCGACUUGCUGCUUGCCCACAACAAAUUCGAUCAUUCGUAAAUAAGUUGUUGCAGCAUGAAGACGUCGUACCUGACUGUGUGGGUCGUGCUGGUGGCAUUAGUGCCAUUCGGCGCCAGAGGUCAGCAACGCUCCGACGCUGAAUUGGAAGCCGCCAUACGUGACAUCUUCACCACUCCAAGCACUUCUUUUUUGAGUGAUUUUGGUGAGGUGGUCACGCCGAAACCCGCAGAGAGUUUCGGAGCUGUUGAAAGAUGUGGUGAAGGAGCUGAUGCUGGUGUACACGCAUGCGUACCGUAUUAUAAUUGUGAUGGUACCACUAGGACCAUCAUCCAGACUGGGUCAACUGAUGGUUUUGGUAUUAUUGACAUCAGGCUUGGACAGAGUGCCUGUGACCAUUUCUUGGAUGUUUGUUGUGGUAUACCGAAAGAUGGCAUCCCUCCAGAGAUUACCACACAGAAACCGGUUGUGGAUCCAAAGGAACCUGUUGUUUCUUCUACUAUUCCUCCGGUGACACCUGGCAGAGGCAAUUUCUGUGGAAUAAGAAAUAAUAACGGUAUUGAUUUCAAAAUUAUUGGUAACAAGGACAAUGAGGCGGAAUACGCGGAGUUCCCAUGGAUGAUUGAGAUCCUCUUGAGGCAACCCAAUGGUUUAGUCCAGGCUAUUUGUGGUGCGGCGUUGAUCACACCAAAUGUCGUCAUUACAGGAGGACACUGCGUUAAUAAGGUUAAGACCACAGAUAUUUUCAUCCGUGCAGGAGAAUGGGACACACAAACCACCAGAGAAAGGGUACCAUAUCAAGAACGCGAUAUCUCUGAUAUUAUUAUUCAUCCUGAAUUUAACCCCAAGACUGUUUUUAAUAACGUCGCGUUGUUGAUCUUGAGUAGACCUUUGAAAAAAGCUGAUAAUAUAGGUACUAUUUGCUUACCACCUCCGGGAUUGGUCAAUAAUGCCCAGGAAUGUUUCGUUACUGGUUGGGGCAAGUCCAUGUUCGGUUCCCAGAGUGCCCCAUCGGUGAUUCUGAAGAAGAUUCGCGUCCCAAUGGUGCCAUUUAAUGAAUGUCAAAGAGCCUUGCGUACAACCCGCUUGGGGGCGCUGUUUAACUUACAUGAUUCUUUUGUUUGCGCUGGAGGCAAACAAGGACAAGAUGCUUGUACUGGUGAUGGUGGUGGUCCAUUAGUGUGUCCGGAUCCAAACAACCCCAAACGUUAUCAACUUACCGGUAUUGUAUCAUGGGGUAUUGGAUGCGGAGAAAAUGGCGUACCAGGGGUUUAUGCAGAUGUUGCCAAAUUCCGAGAUUGGGUUGAUGGUGAAAUGGGCAAACAAUUUUUGGAUACGAAACCCUAUACUGUAACAAGAUCAAACUUCACCAUGUCGCUUCUACAAGUAUCAACGCUUUUGCUCUCUGUAAUAAUAAGCCUUCAUUCUGCAAUAUUGAAUUCACCAAACGAAAUAGUGGAUAGAAAUAUCGCAGAAGUAUUUGGCAAACAUGUGUGCGUGCCUUAUCAUCAAUGCGAUCCUGAGACAAACGAAAUUCUUACCCAGGGAGUGGCCGAAGGCAAAAUCAUAACUAUAAUACCAAGAUUAGGUGAUGACAAAUGUUCGGAUCAUUUGCAUAAAUAUUGCAAAGUUCCACCAAAUUUUGAUCCUGAUAAUCAAAUACCACCUCCGGAAAAACAUAAAGCAACGAAACUUAAUUAUUGUGGCAUACACAAGAGAGACGGGGUUGGUAUUCAAGUUACAUCAAAAGAUAAACACCUUAGGGAGACCAUGGCGCAGUUUGGUGAAUUUCCAUGGAUGUUGGGCAUUUUGCCACUUAAUGCCACUCCUAAAGCAGAAAUACUCUGUGGAGCGUCAUUGAUAGCGCCAAAUGUAGCAAUAUCAGCGGCACACUGCUUCAAAGAAUAUAAAGCUGAAAAUAUAAAAGUACGCGCUGGUGAAUGGGAAUUAUAUUCUAUACUAGAAAGUAUACCAUUUCAAGAGAGUGAAGUUUCCAAAAUUAUUAUUCAUCCUCAAUAUAACAAAGUCAAUUUAAAUUAUGACGUGGCACUGGUAAUUCUUAAAACUGAGUUUAAAUUUUAUAAAAACGUUGCUACUAUAUGUCUACCAACGCAGGACAAUUUUAUACUGUCAUCUGCAUGUUUUGUAAAUGGUUGGGGAAAGAAGCAAUUGACCGACAAACAAAAUACGAAAAUUUUGAAAAAACUGAAGCUCCCAACGGUUUCAUCUGUUGAUUGUCAACAGGCUUAUAGAACCACACAGCUUGGUUAUUAUUUCAUGUUACACGAUACUUUUAUUUGUGCUGGAGGAGAUGAAAAUGUUGAUUGUUGCAUUGGCGAUGGUGGUGGUCCUUUAGUCUGUCCUGAUCCUAAUAAUAAUGGCAGGUAUGUAUUAACAGGAAUUGUAUCUUGGGGAAUCGACUGUGGCUUGGAAGAUAUUCCUGGAGUGUAUGCAAACGUUGCUAAAUUCAGAUAUUGGAUCGACAAAACCUUUAAAGAUGAAAACCUAAAUUCGUCUUAUUAUAUUGUGUAUGCAUCAAGUAGUGUAAAACCUCAAUAUAACAAAAUAAAUUUAAAUUAUGACGUGGCACUGUUAAUUCUUAAAACGGAGUUUAAAUUUUAUAAGAACGUAGCUACUAUAUGUCUACCAACGCAGGACAAUUUUAUACUGUCAUCUGAAUGUUUUGUAAAUGGUUGGGGAAAGAAGCAAUUGACCGACAAACAAAAUACCAAAAUUUUGAAAAAACUGAAGCUCCCAACGCUUUCAUCUGUUGAUUGUCAACAGGCUUAUAGAACCACACAGCUUGGUUAUUAUUUCAUGUUACAUGAUACUUUUAUUUGUGCUGGAGGAGAUGAAAAUGUCGAUUGUUGCAUUGGCGAUGGUGGUGGUCCUUUAGUCUGUCCUGAUCCUAAUAAUAAUGGCAGGUAUGUAUUAACAGGAAUUGUAUCUUGGGGAAUCGACUGUGGCUUGGAAGAUAUUCCUGGAGUGUAUGCAAACGUUGCUAAAUUCAGAUAUUGGAUCGACAAAACCUUUAAAGAUGAAAACCUAAAUUCGUCUUAUUAUAUUGUGUAAAGUUGGUUGCCUAUG